AUGAACGAAUCGGAAAUCGAGGCUGCAGUGGCGGCCAUGGAGCUGGAGGACCAACUUCUCCAGCCCGAAUGGUCCUACCUAGUACUUUCCAUCGUUCCGCUCGUCUGUAUCUUGGGUAAUCUGAUGGUAGUGGCAGCUGUAUGGACCACCAAAAGUUUACAAACUCCAACGAACCAUCUUUUGGUUUCUCUUGCAAUGGCUGAUCUUAUAGUUGGUGCAUUCGUGAUGCCGUUCAGUAUCUAUCUUUCCAUAAACGGACUCCAUUGGCACUUGCCUCUGUUUGUUUGCUACUUUUAUUGCGUUUUGGAUGUCGCUGCAAGCACUUCGUCAAUUAUUCAUCUUGUGUUGAUUAGUAUUGACAGAUUGGUUGCGGCAACAAAACCGGCGGAGUACAAAACAAUGAAACAUAGGAAAAGGGUGUACUUGGCUAUCGCUAUCACAUGGAUUUUCAGCAUUGCACUUUCGCUACCUCUGGGAACCGGAUUCAAUACACGGACUAGUCAUUUUUUGGUGAUUGAACAUCACUGUGGAAUUUACAAUCCUGUUUAUAUGAAAUGGCCGGUGGUCAAUUUCUUGGAUUUGGUGCUGAUGUUGGGUAACAUCACCACGUCAGCAAUUCAAUGUGUCAUUGGCAUCGCACCUAAGAAUAGAAACAUGAUCACUUGGGAGAAGCCACUUCUUAAGAAGAUUGAGGAGACUGCUGCGGAGCAUGCGAGUUCCUUAAAUGAUAGUGAACGAGAGCAGCUGCAAACAAUUCUUGAAGCAGUUCACCCAUCCUCAUCCGGAAGUCAAGAAAAUACAACAAUCGAGGAAGACCCGGACCGACCACCCUCUGUUCUUUUGGAAGCUGUGACUUUAAAAUGCGAGAUCGACACCAGCGGGCCCAUCCUUGAACUGCCACGCCCAACCUACACGAAAAACAUGUCGCGUCGAUUCUCUGAUGCGGUCAAUUCAAUUUCGAGUCGCGGUAGAAUGAAGUCAGUGUCGUUUGGAACUGCUGCAUCGCGACGACGUCGACAUUCACAUCAGCCAGUAGGAAAUCGGGAAGUCGUCACGUCCGAAGAGUCCAAAAAGUUGCACUCGCUAAAGCCACCAUUGGUUGAAAAGAGAAAGAUGCGGAGGUUGUCCGAGAUGAUAUCGGAUUGGGAGCGACCGUCGAGAAGUUCCAUUAGUAAUAUGUACUUAUACGCAAGGAGAGAAAGUGUAUACAUUGCACGAAAAAAGUUGGCAGGGCUAAAAGACUGGGCACUUGACCUACUAGCAAAACUGAAAUCAAAACAAGGAAUGGCUAUUCGGAGGGAGACAAGAGCAACCAAACUUGUGGCUACAGUCAUGGUGGUCUUCCUAGUUUGCUGGCUCCCAUUCUUCACAUUGAAUAUGAUCAAAAUUUAUAAGCUAAUAUUCAACGUGUGGUCUGCCGAUUUGGAGAUUUGGUUCCAUUGGUUUACGGCACUGGGCUACCUCAACUCUUCUUUGAAUUUCUUCAUCUACUCGACUAUCAACCCGAAAUUCCGUCAUUCUUUCCGUAGAUUGUUAGGAUUCCGUCGCUCGUCACGUCGUCAACGAGAAAAAUCUUGGAUGCUUCCACCACGCGAUAGUAGCAGAGGUCCGGCAAAAUGUGGAUGCGGUUUCCAUAAAAUUGUGAAAAGCCCUCUGCGCAAAACGAGCUCAGCUGGACCAAUGAACAACCGCAAGAUUUCAAUGCAAAAACCAGAAAUCGUCAUCGAUGAAAUCUCGCCAAACCGUAUUUCAAUUUCGGCUGGAGGAAAUACAACGUUCAGACGUUCAUCCGAUGAUUGCAUCCGUCGAUCAUCAUCAGAAAUCAUCGGUGGUAUCACUCUUCCUUCCCAAAGUAGCAAUGAUAAACGAAGGGGAUCUGGCAUGUCCAAUAGUUCAGCAUCCCUUCAUAUUCACGAAACUCGAAUGACGUUUGAAGCAAUGGUUCAGGACCAAGCUGAUUGCGAGAUUUUCGUGUGA
Caenorhabditis briggsae is the source of this 1977-nucleotide messenger RNA. RefSeq names its product Protein CBR-DOP-6 (gene Cbr-dop-6). Gene Ontology annotation, biological process: adenylate cyclase-activating adrenergic receptor signaling pathway. Gene Ontology annotation, cellular component: membrane. The record is from RefSeq and is a predicted model, not a curated record. NCBI's taxonomy places the organism in Eukaryota, Metazoa, Nematoda, Chromadorea, Rhabditida, Rhabditidae. Gene Ontology annotation, molecular function: dopamine neurotransmitter receptor activity, coupled via Gi/Go; G protein-coupled receptor activity. Bases 1 to 1977 code for a protein of 658 amino acids. The transcript is spliced from 17 exons.